AUGGCCGUAUCCACACAGCAAAAGCUUUCUCUUCUCUUGCUACACAUUUUCCUGAUCAAUGCUUCUGCAAAGGCUCAAUCUAUCAACGUGAAACUUGCACCUGCGCUCUAUGUGUUCGGAGACUCCACUGUCGAUGGUGGAAAUCGGCUCCCUCCAAACCCUACAUACGGAAUGGACCUCAACCCGUUGGUUACCCCUCGCUGGAGCAACGGCCUCAACAUUGCUGACUUUCUUGCAAAUUUUUUGGGGUUGCCCCUUGUUCCCCCCUACUCUAACAUGUCCGUUGCGGGGGGUUCAACCACGGGAGUCAACUACGGCUCGGCUGGCUGCGGAAUCCUACCGCCAACCGGCCAACCGAUUAAUGAGAACCGGAGCUGUUGGUCCUUCGACGACCAGAUUUUGUUUUUCAACCGAACUGUGUCGGAUAACCUGACGACACUUUUCAGAAAUGAAUAUUUGAUUUUGCACGGGUUGGGAGGCAGAAAAUUCGUGGUGAACAACAUUUGGCCACUGGGUUGCACCCCGGGCUUUUCGACACGUCAACCAGAUGGGGAAAACUGCUGCGACGAAAAAAUCAACCAGCUGUUGAUUCCUUACAACAACUCGUUGCCCCAGAUGCUGAUGAAACUGGAGGGGACGCUCCCGGGGUUCUUGUUCAGUAGCUGGGAUGAUUUCCAGUUCAUCGCAGACUUGAAGAUGAAUGAGGCGCAAUAUGGUAUAACCCAUGUUAUGGGACGUUGUCUUUCAAACCCGUACUGGGGAACACCGUGCAGGGAUCGGGACCAGUAUGUGUACUUCGACGACACCCACACAACCCAGGCUGCGGAUUUCAUCUUCGCCUUGAAUUGCUUUAACGGGACUCUGUGUAGUCCCAGAAAUGUCUUCAAACUUGUUGGAAUAGAUCAGAUGUGCAUGUCAUUAGCACUGCUAGCUAGCUGUAAAAUUGAUGCUUUGGUGAACUGUUAUUUCGGUGGUAAUUAA
Messenger RNA from Rhododendron vialii, 981 nucleotides. Its product is annotated as GDSL esterase/lipase At1g71691-like. The transcript has 6 exons. Gene Ontology annotation, molecular function: hydrolase activity, acting on ester bonds. The coding region runs from base 1 to 981 and encodes 326 amino acids. NCBI's taxonomy places the organism in Eukaryota, Viridiplantae, Streptophyta, Magnoliopsida, Ericales, Ericaceae. The record is from RefSeq and is a predicted model, not a curated record.